Molecule: messenger RNA, 1146 nt
Organism: Wasmannia auropunctata (little fire ant)
Lineage: Eukaryota; Metazoa; Arthropoda; Insecta; Hymenoptera; Formicidae
Exons: 5
Coding region: 489-851 (120 amino acids)
Source: RefSeq, a predicted model, not a curated record
GGAUAACUUAAAUAAUUAAUUAAAAUUAAAAAUUACAUGAAAUACGCGACGUAUCCAACAAGUGUGAAAACAUGAAAUAUUUUAAAAUUUGCCAUAGGGUGCGUGCUCCCCGAACGCAUCUCAACUGACGACCACCAAAGCGCCAUGAAUUGUCAUUGGUCAAAGUACACGUGUCACACAGCAUGCUUUCCACGUGCAUCUACAUACGUCUCUUGGCAGGCUGCUAGUCUACUGUGUGAACCUGUGUUUUAGAGCAAUCUUCAAGUUUUUUUUAACAUUUUAAACCGCCAAAAGAGCUAAUUAUUUUUCACCAUCCAGGCAGCGAUUUUUGACAUUGCUCGUCGGAGAUUUUUUAAGUUUCCACGGAAAGCGAAGCAUAGUAUUGGAAUGAAGAACAAAAGACACGCCUGGAUGGAAGCAAAUAAAUUGGCGCAAGUAGAUUAUAUAUGGUGAUCAAACAAAUUUAGUAAAGUCACAAGAAAUUAAAGAUGUCUAUUGACGAAAAAGUAAAACAUAAAUUAAAGUUUUACAUCGUACAAGAACGCCAACGGAAAAAACAGCAAGAAAUGCAGCGUGAAUUAGAGAAAGAAAUUUGCCAUUUGCAAAGAACGAUUUGCGAAUUACAGAAUAAGAGAGAGCUGUUAAUCUUCGAUUUCAAGAAGUUAAUGGACGAGGAAGUGGCGAUUGCAAGGCAACGCUAUAUGGAGCAAACGAUAUGUACUUGCUCGGAAAGCAGCACGGACGGCACAAUGACGGAAGAAGAAUGCGUGGUAGUAAGAGUCACCAAUGCAUCACAUAUGACACGAAAACGGAAAAGAUUACUUCCAGUUAUUCUUUCAAAUGACUGCUGAUUACUGUAACUCUGUACCCGCCACUUUUUAUUGCGUCAAUGCUUUCUCCUACGUUGACAUAUGGAUUAUGCGUGCAUCUCAUGGACUUAUUUUAGAUUUUCAAAAGAUUGAAUAAGAAGAGAAGUUCUAGUGAUCUAUUAUUCGUUCAAGAAGACUUUACAAGGUUUCAAAUAGAGACACAUGAACAAGAUAGAAUUAAAGUACAUUAUAGUGUGAGGAAGAUGUGCCAUGAGAUUAGUUAUACUAUCCAUGGAUAGGUAUAUAAAAAAAAGAAUUGUGAUUUUUAGAUUAAAAU